AUGGAUCUUCCAGAAGUUGUAUUGGUAAACGUAUUGGCUCGAUUUCCUCUGAAGAGCAUCGCAAGAUUCAGAUUGAUAAGCAAAGAAUUGAAAUCUCUCAUCGAUUCAAAUUUCUUCCGAAAUUACUACAUCUCCUUCAACUCAUCUUCCUCUGUCUCAUGGUCAAUCAUCCAGACCAAACCCCACAAGCUGUCACUAGAAAUCGUUGGCCACCAUGGAUGCAAUACAUGGGGACUCACUCGUUCUCCUGGAUCUUACUUGAGUUUCUUCGUCGAGACAACAAUCUCAAAGCUUUUGGUCUUAGCUUGUACUGAUGGAUUGGUUCUGAUUUAUGCAGAAGAAGCUAGAGAUGGGUCUCCUUUGUAUUACAUUGGAAACCCUUUGUUUCAAGAAUGGGUUCGUAUCCCUCUCCCUUCUUUUCUUUCGUUGCAAGAACUCGAAAAGUUAAGGAAGAGUGAGAGAUUCACGGACACUGGUUUGGUUACGAAGAUGAAGAAUGGGAUUCUUGUGAGUUACAAGAUUGUUUGGAUGUUGAGACCUGAUGUUUCAUCAUCUAUGCUUGAUUUUAUGAUUUAUUCAUCUGAGACAGGGAUUUGGAAAACAGAGAAUGUUCCUUGUACUUGUCUUUGUCCCACUACAUGGUCUAGACAUGACAAGUCUAUUGCUUUGAAUGGGAUUCUUCAUUGGCUUUCUCAGGCUAGUACCGCUUCCGACGCCAGUUCUGUUGUAGCUUAUGAUUUCUAUGGAGGUCGUGAUGGUGAUGAGUGUUGUGUCAUUCGUUUCCCCGCUAAAGAUGAUGAGCUACGGCGUUUCAGGAGAACGUUCACGACCUCGGAAGGGUCGAUUGUGUAUUUCAACGAGUUUCAUGACAACGGAAACCACACGUUUCGGGUUUGGAAGCUGGUUAAUUACAUAAAUGGUCCUGAGGCGGCGUGGCAACUCUCUUGGGAAAUCAACUUGGAGUCUGUGAUGAAGUUAGGUACUGAUUAUUUUCCUGUUGUGAUGCACCCUUUGAAGUCUGAGAUCAUCUACUUGUGGAGCAGGACCAAGAAAGGACUGGUAUUGUUUAACUUGCGUACACAUGUGUUUAGUCUUCACAAGGAAACCGCGUAUGAUAAUGAGUGUGUGGAUGGUUGCAUCUUGAGUUUUAACAGUUGCAGGGUGUAUAUGGAGGAGAUCUAUAUCCAAAUGCACCAAGCUCUUCCUAACCAUCUCUUCUUUUCGCAGUAUGUUCUCCCUCGUUGGUUCUACCGUCUCCCUCGCCCUCUGUCUACUUAG
This is a messenger RNA of Arabis nemorensis, 1278 nucleotides long. The record is from the annotation of a GenBank genome assembly. Lineage: Eukaryota; Viridiplantae; Streptophyta; Magnoliopsida; Brassicales; Brassicaceae.